Messenger RNA from Malassezia pachydermatis, 1956 nucleotides. RefSeq lists its product as hypothetical. Gene Ontology annotation, cellular component: recycling endosome. The coding region runs from base 1 to 1956 and encodes 651 amino acids. Gene Ontology annotation, molecular function: guanyl-nucleotide exchange factor activity. The transcript has a single exon. The record is from RefSeq and is a predicted model, not a curated record. NCBI's taxonomy places the organism in Eukaryota, Fungi, Basidiomycota, Malasseziomycetes, Malasseziales, Malasseziaceae.
AUGGCGUCGUCGCGCGACGAGGCAUGGCAUGGCGACAUGUCGAUGCUCUCUCUGGGCGAAGAGGACGGCGAGAUGGUCACAGUGGCACCUGUCCCCUCUGCGUCGCUGGCCUCCAUGCAGUGCUGGCUGCUCUCUGUGGCCUGUGUCAAUUUCGACUUGGAGCUCGGGCCGGAUGUCGAGUUCAUGUACCCGCCGCUGGAGAUCAGCAAGGAAGAGAAGGACAACAUUGCGUUCUCCUCGUUCCCUGAUACCACCGUGUUUAGUGAUGGCAGUCUCGUGUUUUCAUGGCGCAUCCGCGAAGUCCCUUUAGAUGCCUCUGCGGCCUCCGUACCGCACAUUCCAGAUGUGACGCAGGAGCCACGAACGCCGCUGAUGCGCCGCGCCAGUCGCCGUGUAUCGCGGACCAUGUCGUGGCGCAAACCAAAAGGCGCGUCUGCGCCUACCCUCUCACGCACGUCGUCGACAGCAAGCACAGCGCCGACGUCGACGAGUCGAAGCACCUCGUACUUGUAUGGCUACACGUACUUUCGGCAACGCAAAGAUCCGACGCUGCCGCGUGGAUACUUCCAGAAAUCGCUCGUGAUCCUUACGCACUUGCCACAUGUGGGUCUGUUCACCGAGCUCAUUGCGCGUGUCGGGCCUCAGUUCUUCGAGCAUGGCAUCACCGUGCUGGAAUCGUUCCUCCGUGACGUGGCUGCGUGGCCUGUGCCUGACGCUGGCCUCACAUUGGCACUGCCCGUGCUGGGCUCCAUGUUGCAUGUAUCGCUCCCACACGGCAAUGAGGCGCAGAAUGGCGAUGGGAUGCGCCCUGGCUUGCAAGCCUCGCAGCCGGUCCUCGGGUCGGUGCCACACACGUCUCUCUUGGACGUGUUCUACGAAAUGAUGCCGGACUUAUGGCGUAUGUGGGAAUGUACGCUUCUCGCAGAGCCGAUCCUGGUGAUGGGCCACGAUCCACGCUCGGCCAGUGAAGCAGUAUGGCACUUGGUCGAUCUCAUCCGGCCUGUUCCCUGUGCGGGCGAAUUUCGGCCGUACUUUCACAUUCACGACUACGACUUUCGUGCGUUGGUCCACCGGCCUACGCCGCCCACAGGCGCGCUGCUCGGCGCGACGAACCCGUUCUUUGUCCAGACAUGCGCACACUGGCCGCAUCGCAUCCAACUGGGACGUCGGCAUCGCAGCGUUCAUGGCCGCGGGUCCGCGCCGCCGCCCGAGCCUGGGUUCUUCUCAAGCAGCAAGCGGCGUGUAAGCAAAGAUCGCGCGCUACUGAAGCAGUGGAUGGCCUGGCGCGACGAUCCGACGCAGCACGCUCGUGCGACGACGGCUGUACGUCGCUACUUUUCCGACCUGACAGAACGCUUCCUUGCGCCGCUGCAUCAGUACAUGGCGACACUCAUUCCUGCGUCGUUUGACUUGUCGUCGCCGGCGGAGGCGCCACGUAUCAAGCCGUUCCAUGCCGAGUCGUUCUUGCAGUGGCUCAAGCAGCAUCCCGGCCCCCUCAAAAUGCGCCAGCGCUCGCUCUCGCCAGCCCAAGUGUUGCGGCAUAGCCUGUACGCGGACUUUUUACAAAGCCCUAACUUCGCCUUGUGGCUGCACCAUCGCGUCGCGGCCGCCCAGGCAGAGCAGUACCAACGCCGCAUCGCCGCGCUGGCCGCUGGCGACGUGGUCACGUUUGGCCGUACACGCACGGAAGUGGAAUCCAUUGACCUGUUCUUGCGUCUGCGGGAGGAACUGCGUGUGAUAGAUGCUACCUUGGAGGCGCCGCCUGUACGUGGGCCGCAUGCGCGCUGGCGCUCUGCCCCGGACAACGAUGCGACGCCUACCUCCCUUCCUAUGGAACGCCUUCCGUCGUCGGAUCGUGCGCUGCGUACGCAGCGAGAACGCCUUGCGGCGCAGAUGCAGCGGCUGCUCGAGACGAUGCCGGACGAUUUGCGGUUGGGCCUGGAGAAGCAAGCAUGA